AUGAAGGCAUCCGUGACAACAAAAUACUACUCAGUAGACUUGAAUCUCUUGAUUGACGAGUUUCCUGAACAUAGAUCGGCCAAUAUAUCAGGUGAGAAAGCUUUGCAAUCCUUGAAUAAAUGGACUGACGAGUUUGUUAGCGAAGAGUACCAAGAGCUCAGAGAAGUUCUAGAUGGCUUUAUCUUCUGCAUUGACAUAGAAAACGAUUCUAUAGACCAUAUCGAAAGCUGUCUCGAAUUUGUAGGAAGAAUACGGCAAAAACUAAGCAAUAACGACGAAAACGACUGGUCGGGAUUUCUAGCAAUAGUGGGAACUACUACAUCAUCAGUUCCAACGCAUGAAUCGAUACUUGAGCAAGUGGAGGAUGCAGUGAUUUCCAACGGACUUGAGUUUAUAGACUUACAACAGAACGGUGAAAACGAGUUUCGCGAGAAGAUAGGAACAGAUAGAUUGGUGGAGUUGAUCGAAACCCAUGAAUGGACCCAUAUGGAUCUUGUCUCAGUAAAUUAUCAAACGAAUAAGACUAAUAGAGCCAAAGAAAUGACUAAAGGACUUCUAGACGUAGAAGAAGAG
Messenger RNA from Scheffersomyces stipitis CBS 6054, 573 nucleotides. RefSeq lists its product as uncharacterized. Gene Ontology annotation, biological process: vesicle-mediated transport. The annotation marks the transcript as partial. The transcript has a single exon. The record is from RefSeq and is a predicted model, not a curated record. Lineage: Eukaryota; Fungi; Ascomycota; Pichiomycetes; Serinales; Debaryomycetaceae. Gene Ontology annotation, molecular function: protein-macromolecule adaptor activity.